AUGCAAGAGUUGACAAACAGAGAGAAAGAUGUGAAUACGCAAGUCGUUGGCAAGCAGAAACUAUGUGAGCUUUGCACAGCAAAUGGCAAAUCGAUUCCUGCGUGCUUCUUCUGCUCUGAAUGCGAAAAUGAGUUUCUUUGUGAGCCAUGCGGUAAACAUCACAAUAUACAGAAAUCAACUCGAACACACAAAUUACAAGAUGUAAGUCAUUACAUGGAAGCAGCAAAUACUGAUGCCAAGAACAUUCCGAAACUAUGCGAGCCUUGCACAGCAAACGAGAAAUCGAUUCCUGCGUGCUACUUUUGUGCCGACUGCGAAAAUGAGUUUCUUUGUGAGCCAUGCGGAAAACAUCACAAUAUACAGAAAUCAACUCGAACACACAAAUUACAAGAUGUAAGUCAUUACAUGGAAGCAGCAAAUACUGAUGCCAAGAACAUUCCGAAACUAUGCGAGCCUUGCACAGCAAACGAGAAAUCGAUUCCUGCGUGCUACUUUUGUGCCGACUGCGAAAAUGAGUUUCUUUGUGAGCCAUGCGGAAAACAUCACAAUAUACAGAAAUCAACUCGAACACACAAAUUACAAGAUGUAAGUCAUUACAUGGAAGCAGCAAAUACUGAUGCCAAGAACAUUCAGAAACUAUGCGAGCCUUGCACAGCAAACGAGAAAUCGAUUCCUGCGUGCUACUUUUGUGCCGACUGCGAAAAUGAGUUUCUUUGUGAGCCAUGCGGAAAACAUCACAAUAUACAGAAAUCAACUCGAACACACAAAUUACAAGAUGUAAGUCAUUACAUGGAAGCAGCAAAUACUGAUGCCAAGAACAUUCCGAAACUAUGCGAGCCUUGCACAGCAAACGAGAAAUCGAUUCCUGCGUGCUACUUUUGUGCCGACUGCGAAAAUGAGUUUCUUUGUGAGCCAUGCGGUAAACAUCACAAUACACAGAAAUCAACUCGAACACACAAAUUACAAGAUGUAAGUCAUUACAUGGAAGCAGCAAAUACUGAAGCCAAGAACAUUCCGAAACUAUGCGAGCCUUGCACAGCAAACGAGAAAUCGAUUCCUGCGUGCUACUUUUGUGCCGACUGCGAAAAUGAGUUUCUUUGUGAGCCAUGCGGUAAACAUCACAAUAUACAGAAAUCAACUCGAACACACAAAUUACAAGAUGUAAGUCAUUACAUGGAAGCAGCAAAUACUGAUGCCAAGAACAUUCCGAAACUAUGCGAGCCUUGCACAGCAAACGAGAAAUCGAUUCCUGCGUGCUACUUUUGUGCCGACUGCGAAAAUGAGUUUCUUUGUGAGCCAUGCGGGAAACAUCACAAUAUACAGAAAUCAACUCGAACACACAAAUUACAAGAUGUAAGUCAUUACAUGGAAGCAGCAAAUACUGAAGCCAAGAACAUUCAGAAACUAUGCGAGCCUUGCACAGCAAACGAGAAAUCGAUUCCUGCGUGCUACUUUUGUGCCGACUGCGAAAAUGAGUUUCUUUGUGAGCCAUGCGGUAAACAUCACAAUAUACAGAAAUCAACUCGAACACACAAAUUACAGGAUGUAAGUCAUUACAUGGAAGCAGCAAAUACUGAAGCCAAGAACAUUCAGAAACUAUGCGAGCCUUGCACAGCAAACGAGAAAUCGAUUCCUGCGUGCUACUUUUGUGCCGACUGCGAAAAUGAGUUUCUAUGUGAGCCAUGCGGAAAACAUCACAAUAUACAGAAAUCAACUCGAACACACAAAUUACAGGAUGUAAGUCAUUACAUGGAAGCAGCAAAUACUGAAGCCAAGAACAUUCAGAAACUAUGCGAGCCUUGCACAGCAAACGAGAAAUCGAUUCCUGCGUGCUACUUUUGUGCCGACUGCGAAAAUGAGUUUAUGUGUGCACCAUGCGGUAAACAUCACACUUUACAGAAAUCAACUCGAACACACAAAUUGCAAGAUAUAAGUCAUUACAUGGAAGCAGCAAAUACUGAUGCCAAGAACAUUCAGAAACUAUGCGAGCCUUGCACAGCAAACGAGAAAUCAAGUCUUGCGUGUUUCUUUUGCGCUGAAUGCGAAAAUGAAUUUAUGUGUGCACCAUGCGGUAAACAUCACACUUUACAGAAAUCCACCCGAACACACAAAUUGCAAGAUAUAAGUCAGUACACUGAAGAUGCAAAGACUGAUGUCAAAAACAUUAGAAAACUAUGUGAGCCUUGCACAGAAAACAAACAAUCCAUUCAUGCGUGUUUCUUUUGCGCCGAAUGCGAAAAUGAAUUUCUUUGUGACGCAUGCGGUAGGCAUCACAGGAUACAGAAAUCAACUCGAGCGCACAAAUUGCAAGAUAUAUUUCUGUUCGUGGAAGUUUCGAAUGCUAACGUAACGAGCAACCAAAAGUUGUGCGAGCCUUGCAAAGCAAACGCGAAAUCAAUUCAUGCAUCCUCCUUUUGCGCUGAAUGCGAAAACGAAUUUCUAUGUGAGCAAUGCGUUAAACAUCACAAUAUACAGAAAUCCACUCGAACGCACAGCUUGCAAAACAUUCGCCAAUACGUGGAAGUUUUGAAUGAUGAAGUCACCAACAACCAAAAGAUGGGCAAGCUUAGCGAACUAAACGCGAAUGCUGAGAGUACGCCUGGAAAGCCGUGGGCUAGCGCAGUAGGUUCCGAUACAAUUACCCUUACGUGGGAAAAACCUGCUUUGUUCAAGAAGGGAGAUCAUUUCCAGAUAUCAUGCAAAGAAUACAAGAUGACAAGGUGGAAGAUUUGCCAUGAUAAGGUUGAGCUAAACAGAUUUGAAUUAACCAACGUAAAAUCCGAAUCACAGUUUAUAUUUCGCAUUCGGGCUGUAUAUAACGACCACGAAAGUGAUUACAGCAAAGAAAGUGAUAUAGUGACAACAAGGAAAUCUUUAUCAUCACAACUUGUAGGGUUCUCUACUGUUCGUAGCGCUCCCGGUGUAUUACCUAUCCAGUAUGCAUUACCUAUGACAGAAGUCAAAAAAGCAAGAAAUUCAAUCGGGAAAACAAGGAAAUUUGAAAUUGGGUAUCCAAGGAAAGUAAAUUGGGAGGAAAAGACAAUUUUACUAAUUGGUGAGACAGGAACUGGAAAAAGCACCCUUGUUGAUGGAAUGGCUAACUUCAUAUUUGGUGUUAAUUGGAAUGAUGAGUUUAGAUUUACUAUUGUCAAUCUAGAAGAUGAAGAAAAACAGAAAAAUCAGGCAGUUUUGCAAACGGAGUGGAUAACUUGUUACACGAUGCACCCACAAGACGGUGGAAGAAUUCCCUACAUUCUUAACAUAAUUGAUACGCCAGGAUUUGGAGAUACACGUGGACUUCAACGGGAUCAAGACAUCGUUAAACAAAUCCGGGAACUGUUCACCGUUAGCCCACCACAGGGAAUUUAUAUAAUAGACUCCAUCUGUUUUCUAAUUAAAGCACCGGAUGCUAGGUUGACUCCAACGCAGAGUUAUAUAUUUCAAUCGAUAAUGUCUUUGUUUGGAAAGGACAUAGAAGAAAAUAUAUGUUCGUUGAUAACUUUUGCAGAUGGUCUUGAUCCGCCGGUGAAAACUGCUUUGGAAGUUUCUGGAUUUCCAUUUGGUAAAUGGUUCCCCUUUAACAAUUCAGCUCUGUUUGCGAAAAAUACAACUUUAGAUUCAUCCAGCAUGUCGCCAAUGUUCUGGGACAUGGGUUUAAACAGUUUUCGGAAUUUCUUCAAACAUUUAGAAACACUACCGUCAGCGAGUUUGAAAUUGACCAGCGAUGUUGGUACUGAAGGCCGUGAAUUGGAAGCUAUUGUAAAAAAUCUUGAGCCGCUGCUUGAAGCUGGUCUCGUGAAGAUCAAUACAUUAACAGAACAGAUUAAAUGUUUUGAAGAAAACAAAUCAAUCAUUGCCGACAAUAAAUAUUUUACCUACAGAGUUAAAAUUAAUAAACAGCUGAAAAAAGACCUUCCAGCUGGUGAGCAUGUCACAAACUGUAUAAACUGUCACUUUAAAUGUCAUGAAAAAUGUUCCAUUUCAAACAAUGCUGAAAAGAGGGGUUGUUGGGCGAUCGAUCAGACAUCGGGUUACUGUAAAAUAUGUCCGAACAAAUGCAUUUGGAACAAACAUUUCAACACUCCUUAUAUAUUUGAAUAUAUUGUUGUCGAUGAACAGCAAACGUACUCAGAAAUGAAAAAAAUAUAUGAAGAUGCAUCUGGUAAAUUGCUCGAUCAAGAACAAUUGAUAGCCGAGAUACAAGCAGAUUUGAAUAAUGUGGUUGAAACUGUUGAUGAAAUGAUGGAAACCUUUACUAUAUCUAAAGCCCGCCUUAACGAAAUAGCACUUCGCCCUAAUCCGUUAACAAUGAAAGAGCACAUAGAUCUGCUUAUUGAAAAUGAGAAGAUGAUUAAGAAGAACGGUUGGUUCGAAAGAAUUAAAACACUGCACAAGUUUAGAAAGCGUGCUGAUAUAGAUAAACAUUUCAGUCAAUUCCGUAUGCAAGCAACAUCGUACGUGACCGUUAGCAAUGUAGAAGCAAAACAUAAAAAGAAAGAUCAACCGAAUGUAUUUGUACGUGGUUGGAAUCAAAUUAAAAAACAUACAGAUUUCGAUUGAGUUAGCACUUGUGCAAUUCAGGUAAAACAAACAUAGGAACCUUCAAUAUCACUCAAAUAAUUUCAAUACACCAUGCAUAAUAUGUUAAAACACAGUUUAAGUCUUUUGUCGAUACAUCGCUUUAUUUGAGCUUAUUAUCCCCGCCGAAUUUUUUUUCGGAGGGGAUAUAGUAAUUGGUCCUGUCCGUCUGUCCGUCCUUCCGUCCGAAACUUUGUCCAGAGCAUAACUCUAAAUCUACUGAAGGGAUUUACUUGAAACUUGAAAUAUAAACAGAUGGUAACUAGGAAAAGUGCAGUGACCAAGAACCAUUACUCUAUCUACCUUAGAUUUUGAAGUAUCUCCCUUUAUAUAAUUUCAAAGUAAAUUUGUGUCCGGAGCAUUACUCUAAAUCUACUGAAGGGAUUUACUUGAAACUUGACAUAUAAACAGAUGGCAAGUAUGAGAAGUGCAGUGACUAAAAACCAUAACUCUAUCUACCUUAGUUUUUGAAUUAUGUCUCUUUAUUUAAUUUCAAAGUAAAUUUUUGUCCGGAGCAUAACUCUAAAUCUACUGAAGGGAUUUACUUGAAACUAGAAAUAAAAACAGAUGGCAACUAGGAGAAGUGCAGUGAACAUGAAUCAUAACUCUUUCGGCCGUAGUUGU
Messenger RNA from Dreissena polymorpha, 5202 nucleotides. RefSeq lists its product as uncharacterized. Gene Ontology annotation, molecular function: protein binding. Lineage: Eukaryota; Metazoa; Mollusca; Bivalvia; Myida; Dreissenidae. The transcript is spliced from 4 exons. The record is from RefSeq and is a predicted model, not a curated record. Bases 1 to 4560 code for a protein of 1519 amino acids.